UGAAGGCAGCAUUUUGCCCACCAGCAGCAGCCAUCCGCAUCAAACACAUUUCAUUCACUGGUCGCUCCGUGGGAACAACAGGCUACCUCCCUCUGUCCUGAUGCUGCACAUCUAUGGGACAAAGGCUACGCAAAAUGAAUCAAACAAAGAGCCAUAAAAUCAACACAACAUCCACAUGGAAUCCUAAUUUGGGGAACAUUGUAAAGACAGCACCUUUUUGUAAUCUGUAUAUGAUCAUUUUGUAUUCUUAUAAGCUAUUUAUUCAAAACUAUUCAGUCCAUAGACAAUAUUCUUAAGUGUUAAGCUGAUGUUCUUCUGUAUUCAGUCAAGAUAUCACCAUUGGCUUGUACGAAUAUUUGGGCACUAACUUUGUUACAGAGAACAGCUGCUGUAAAUAGAUAUGUGGAUUAAACAUGCUCAUAACUAGAGGGGUUCAGGCCGACCCAGUCCCACUGGCAGGGCAGAGUAUUUCUCUCUAGCAGCAGAUCCACUGUGUCCUCAUGUGGCGGUAGAUACUGACUGACUCUUCAGCACAGCCAGGAGCCAACAGAAGCUGCAUCUCCAGCUGCACCAUGACCUCAUCGGACAACGAUGAAACAGGGAGCGAUCUCUCCGAGUCUCUGGAGAUCCUUGACCUCCAGGACCAGUAUAUGGACCCAGAGACCUGCUUCAAGUCCAAAAGUUUACCCAUCCUGAAUGGACCCUGUCAGUCGGAUCCAAAGGCUGAAGGGCUUCGACUGGUCAACACCACCCACACCUGCGUGGCCGUGGAGGAGGGCGUCGAGCUCCAGCCGAAAACCCCAGAAUCCAGCCAGGCAGAGACUCCCUCCUCCAGGACGGACUUCUCCCCCUCUGCCUCCAGCAUUGUGGGACUCAGUAGCUCUUUACCCGUGGAGGGCCACAGGGCCGCCGGCUCUGGGGGUAAAAAACUUGGUUCCUCUCUCACCCGCCUUAUCCACAUCCCGGUCAGGAAGUAUGCCCGGGCGAUCCUGAGGGACUCCCGCUGCUUCCUGUUCUGCAUGUGCUACCUGACCUUCAUUCAGUCCCUGAUGGUUUCGGGCUACCUGAGCAGCGUCAUCACCACCAUCGAGAAGCGCUACAGUCUGCGCAGCUCUGAGUCCGGCCUGCUGGUCAGCUGCUUCGACAUCGGCAGCUUGCUGGUGGUGGUCUUCAUCUCCUACUUUGGCGGCAGGGGUCAAAGGCCGCGCUGGUUGGCUGUGGGUGGUGUGGUCAUCGCCAUAGGGGCAGCGUUGUUUUCCCUUCCCCACUUUAUCUCACCGCCCUACCAGAUCCAGGAGAUGAACUCAUCGAUUGGCAACGAAGGCCUCUGUCAGAGUGGCAACGGCAGCGGGCGUGAGCUCGAUGUUGCAUCGUGCCCUCGUGACCAGGAAGGCAAUGAGCACAACCUGUACGUGACUCUGUUCAUCUGCGCCCAGAUACUGGUGGGCAUGGGGUCAACGCCAAUCUACACCCUGGGGCCCACCUACCUGGACGACAACGUGAAGAAAGAAAAUGCAUCUCUCUACUUGGCCGUCAUGUACGUGAUGGGAGCCCUGGGACCAGCAGCUGGCUACCUGCUCGGAGGCGUCCUCAUCGGCUUCUACGUCGACCCCAAAACCGUAGUCAACAUCGAUCAGAGUGACCCCCGCUUUGUUGGCAACUGGUGGAGCGGCUUUCUCUUGUGUUCGGUAGCCAUGCUUCUGGUCAUCUUUCCCAUGUUUGCCUUCCCCAAAAAGCUGCCCCCACGCCACAAAAAGAGGAAGAAGAAAAAGAUGGGCUCGCCCGGCGACGUGUCCAGCGACGACGACGUGAUGAAGGAAAAGUCCAGUAGCAAAGACCAGAAUGUCACCUCCUCCAUGGGCUUUGGAAAGGACAUCAAAGAACUCCCCAAGGCAGCCCUGAGGAUCCUCAGCAACAAGACCUUCCUGUUCGUCAGCUUGUCCUACACGGCAGAGUGUGCCAUCGUUACUGCCUUCAUCACCUUCAUCCCCAAGUUUAUUGAGUCACAGUUUGGCAUCCCCGCCUCCAACGCCAGCAUAUACACCGGUUUGAUCAUCGUACCCAGUGCCGGGGUGGGCAUCGUGCUGGGGGGCUACAUCAUCAAGAAGCUGAAGCUCGGCGCCAGAGAGUCGGCAAAGCUGGCCAUGAUCUGCAGCGGGGUGUCUCUGCUCUGCUUUUCCACACUCUUCAUAGUGGGCUGCGAGAGCAUCAAUUUAGGAGGCAUCAACAUACCGUACACCACCGGUCCGACCCUUACGAUGACCCACAGGAACCUGACGGGCAGUUGCAACGUGAACUGUGGCUGCAGGAUCCACGAGUACGCUCCGGUCUGCGGCUCUGAUGGCAUUACCUAUUUCAACCCCUGUCUGGCUGGAUGCAACACCGUAGGCAAUGAUAGCACUGGGAUAAGGAACUACACCGACUGCGGCUGUGUUCAGAGCAGACAGGUCAUCACUCCAUCCUCCGGUGGCCAGGUCAACCAGCUCCAACUGGUCAUCGUUAAAACCUACCUGAAUGAAAACGGCUAUGCCGUGUCGGGGAAGUGCGACCGCACCUGCAACACCCUCAUCCCUUUCCUUAUCUUCCUCUUCAUCGUCACUCUCAUCACCGCUUGUGCCCAGCCCUCUGCCAUCAUCGUCACACUCAGGUCUGUUGAUGAACAGGAGAGGCCUUUUGCUCUUGGGAUGCAGUUUGUCUUGCUCCGAACUCUUGCCUACAUCCCCACACCCAUCUACUUUGGUGCUGUGAUCGACACCACCUGCAUGCUGUGGCAGCAGGACUGCGGAGUGCACGGCUCCUGCUGGGAGUACGACGUCACCUCGUUCCGCUUCGUCUACUUUGGUCUGGCGGCCAGUCUCAAGUUUGUUGGCUUCAUCUUCAUCUUUCUCACCUGGUACUCGAUCAAGCAUAAGGAGGAUCGGGCAGAUCGCUGGCGCCAGCACCUGCCUCCUCUGGGCACGGUCAGCGAGCUCAUCUGCCACGCUGGAGGUCACAAAAGCCACGCUCGCACCCGCUCCUGCCCCGUGUUCAUCCCACCUCGGCCGGACCCGCCUGCCGCCCUGCUGCUCCACCGCGGCCACAGCAGCCUCAGCUGCCCCGGCAAUGCCCUCAAAGCAAUAACCCCGCCCAUCGUGUUGCCACAUCACCACAGAGGCACAGCCCAUAUCUGAGAGGUCUCCGAGCGUCCGUCCGGUGGUCAAUUGUGACACGUGCCUUUCUUUUUGUGUUUCUUCAUCACACAGUGUCUGCUUUUACACCAAUCAGACGCCAGGCAGGGCUCCACAGCUGCUGUAGGACAAACAGGCAGAGACACAGGUGCGGCCACCAUAUUUAAAGGGCUGCUCAUUGUAGCUUAUACAGGAGACUGACAAAUGUUCUUUGAUCCUGAGCAUUUCAUCAGCCGCAGCCACGCACAGCAUCCAGACAGAAGGUCAGACCUCCGCUUAAAGGUUGGGAUGAUGUAAAGGCGUCACAUGGUGCUACUGUUAAAAGGGCAGGGCAUUAAAAUCUCUGUACAGAUGAGUCAUCAUCAACACAGCCUCUAAAGCACAACUGACAAACCUGUACUAUGCAAGAUCCUAUGUACAGCUCCUCCCUCUCCAGUACUGUACAGCUCCCCCGUAUUACGUCUGUACCUCUCUCUCCUUCCCCACUCAAUUACUACAUGUUAUUGUCGGCUCAUUCAUAAUUACAUUUUCCCUUCCAGUCUGAGCUGUGAAGACAUCAGCAACCUUUCUUGUAUUUUCCGCCUUUUCUGCCUUUUCUCUUUUCUGGUGUUGUUUGGAUCAUAAGAUCUUUUCUUUUUUGUAACAGUGCCUCUCAGGCUGUCUGGGCCAGUCCAGUACACAAAGCUAGCUCCCAGGGUAAAUGUUAGCUAUCGAAAAGCCAGUCGCUGUCCUCUCAGUUGAGCAACAAUAUUCUGCUUUGUUGCCCUCAGCUUCUGUGUUUGUGGAACAGUCGUGUCCGUGGGACGAAGCUCCUCGCCUUGGCAAGUUUAACUAUGUAGCUUAAAGCCGACCAGCACCAAUGGUACAGUCUUUAAUGACUUCUAUAUUUCCUUACACACCACACUACUUUACUAUCAUAAUGUUUAAUAAUUAGGCAAAAAGGAGAAGGGAAUAAGAAAAGGUAACUCAUCUCUGACCAUGUGCUAAAGCUACUGUGUCCAAUAGAUGUGAUUGUACUUGAAAUUGGAAAUGCGAUGGAGAUUUUAAAGAAAGUGGCAAAACCUCAACUAAUUUGACCCACUUGCAAACACAACUUCUUCAAAGUGAUAUUAUUUGUAUCUUAUCUAUUGCAGCAACCAUCAACAAAUGAAAGGAUGCAUCAUUUUGGCUCUAGUAUUGUAAUGGCUUCUCCAUUUUAAUGGUCAUCAGAUGUACAUAGUAGUUAUCUAAUAGUCUAGGCUUUUAAGAAAGUAGUGCAGCAAGCAUGUAAAACAAUGAUCCCCUUUUAUCAGCAGGAGUAAUUGGAUGUUGAUUUAGUUCCUGGGUGUUUGGGGCCCUCUAGUGGACAAAGAGGUGAUUGCGUGAAAGCCAGUGAAUGUUGCCGUUUGUCCUACUGUGCUAUGAAAUUCUUGGUUAAAAGGUUAACUAUUAAACUUAGUCACUGCACGGAAAUUAAGCACACCAGCUUCACAAUCAUAUACCCUGUGCAGGUUAUGUGACUAAAUCCAGUCUGUUAUUUGGUGGUCAACUCUCCAACAUUCGGUUUAACCUAUGCCAUGUUUUAGUCCAAUUAUCAACUUUUCUUUUAAUUUGGGCUCAUGUUAUUUUCUUAAGUGUCUUAAAGAUUCACCUCCCUUUGAAUAGGACAGGAAGUGUUUGCAUAGAAAUGGAAGAGGUGGAAAUAUGGCAUUUUUUUUGUGUUUAAAAAGGCACAUUUUAUAUAGUAUUUUUUUCUGAGGG
Molecule: messenger RNA, 4907 nt
Organism: Anoplopoma fimbria (sablefish)
Lineage: Eukaryota; Metazoa; Chordata; Actinopteri; Perciformes; Anoplopomatidae
Product: solute carrier organic anion transporter family member 5A1
Exons: 10
Coding region: 573-3170 (865 amino acids)
Biological process (GO): sodium-independent organic anion transport; transmembrane transport
Cellular component (GO): membrane
Molecular function (GO): protein binding
Source: RefSeq, a predicted model, not a curated record